AACCAUAGAGCCACCAUUUACUGUAACGUCUGGAUGGAUGUCAAAGCAGAGAUGUGUGAGACUGACAUAAAUAUCAUGGAGAGAUGGACUGCAAGUGUCAAGAAGGAGAACUAUGAAUGGGAGCUUGACUACCUUAAACAGGAGAGCCUGAGCAUUAAGGAAGAGGAGUGUGAACUGGGAUCAGUGGGUGUUAAAGUAGAGGCUGAAGAGAACUCUGUCAUCAUUGAAGCACCAAAAAAUAAAAGUGUGGAGAGUGUCAAGGAAGGCUACCUUCAUCAUGGAUGUCAAGAUGGAGCAAUGACUGGGUUAGUCUCUUCUGAAAGCAGACCAUGCUCAUCUGUCAAUGUAAAGUCUGAAUCGUUACAGUCUGUUACAGGGGGAAUUGAGGAACAUUCAUCAGUUAGAACUCAGAAAGAUGAGCCACCACCUACAAAGCAGUCUGAUAAAGGAAACAAAGACCACUGCUGUUCUGAAUGUGGUAAACGAUUCUACAAAAGCAGUCAUCUUCAGAGCCACACUAGAAUUCACACAGGAGAGAAACCAUAUUACUGUUCCGAAUGUGGCAAACAAUUUCGUGUAAGGAGAGAUCUUCAGAGCCACACUACCGUUCACACGGGAGAGAAGCCAUAUUGCUGUUCUGAAUGUGGCAAACGAUUCUGUUACAGGAGUGGUCUUUGGAGACAUAAACGGAUUCACAUGGGAAAGAAGCCAUAUCGCUGUUCAGAGUGUGGCAAACAGUUCUGUGAAAAGAAAGAUCUUCAGAACCACACUACAAUUCACACAGGAGAGAAGCCAUAUUGCUGUUCUGAAUGUGGCAAACGAUUCUAUUACAGCAGUGGCCUUUGGACCCACACAAAAAUUCACACAGGAGCAAAGAAGACAUAUUGCUGUUCUGAAUGUGGCAAACAAUUCCGCGAAAGAAGUGCUCUUCAAAAUCACACUACAAUUCACACAGGAGAGAAACCAUAUUCCUGUUCUGAAUGUGGCAAACAAUUCCAUUACAGGAGUGGUCUGUGGAGACACAAACGAAUUCACGCUGGAGAGAAGCCUUUUAUUUGUUUGGACUGUGGCAAACAAUUCUCUGACCGGAGUACUCUUCAGACCCAUAUUAGAAUUCACACAGGAGAGAAGCCAUUUUCCUGUUUGGAAUGUGGCAAACAAUUUUGUGACAGGAGUAAUCUUCGGACCCACAAUAAAACUCACACAGGAGAGAAGCCAUUUUCCUGUUUGGAAUGUGGCAAACAUUUCCGUAACAGAGCUAAUCUUCAGAGCCACACUAGAAUUCACAUUGGAGAGAAACCAUGUUGCUGUUUGGAAUGUGGCAGAAAAUUCUAUGAUGACGGUGAUCUUCAGAGGCACAUUAGAAUUCACUCCAGAAAAACGAGCAUACUUUAGGAAUCAAGAGUGAGAUUCAUUCCUGUCUUAAAAAUUUUGCAAACUAAACAAUUGUUGAGAAAUUAGUCUCUUGAAAAAAGCCCUAAAGAGUAAAUUAGACAUGAAAGGAGGAGGAAGGAGUCAAAAGUCUUGAUGAGUACUUUCAAAUAGUGGGCCUUAAUUCUGCAAGAUUCAUACUAAAUCUCAUCAAGGCAAAACUACAUUGUUCAUGUGAAAAUGAUGAAGAAAAAUAAAUCAUAGUGGAUGAACAUCAAAAGCGCUCAAACCCCUGCCUCGGCACUAGGGUAGGUGAUGAAGAUAACAACUUUGAAAUGGUCCAAAUAUGUUGCUUGUGUCACACACAAUAGAACACACACUAAUUAAUGGCUCUGUGGGAGGGCUGAGAGCACGAAAAGUUCAAGCAAAAUUCCAAUAAUGGAAAUUGCAGUAUUCCAUAUUAACAUACCUUAGCUUCACAAUGCCGAACAAUAAACUCAAAACUUUGGCUAAAGCACAAAAGUUAAGAAGGUACAAAUGGAAACACACUGAAUAGGAAUAAGGGAUUAAUACAAAAAAGUUCUAUGGUGGACCUGAAAGUAACUAUAUCACCUAACAAAAAAGAAACUGAGGAAUGUUGGGGAAGCAUUGAUGAAAAUUCUCAAAAGUAACAACAAAGAAAGAACACAGAUAACUAAACUACAAAUGGAAAUGGAAAUAACCCAAUUGCAAGAAAUGUCAUGAACUGUGGUAAAAGCAGAAGAGUUCAAAAUACAAAUUCAAAACUCCUGCUAACUGGAAGACAUCCAAUCCAGAUGUACCUAACUUCUAACAACAUCUAGAAUUAGGAUUUGGCUAACUGUAAAAAUAUGAUAAUGUAACAGCUAGAGAUGACUACAUAGCGUCUCACUACAGGGAGUGGCCUUCCUGCUUUCAAAACUGUAAAAACCAACAUACUUGUCACUCUCUCAGCACAUCAAGAGACUUAUUUAUUAUCGGCACGAACAACAUACAAUGUUUUAAAUAGACCUCAGACCUAAAUGUUACUUUUGCUCUCCAAGAAAAUAUUAAAACAUACAAAGACUUGGUAUCCUUGACUAUAGGCCAUUUAUCAGCCAAGAAUACCUUCUUCUCGUACUGUCCCUAACUAUUGAGUGGCGCCGUCACUCUCAGCCUUAAAACCCCGCAGCACAGAGCUAAAUGGCAAAAUCUCCAGCUACUUCAGGUGCUCUUAGAAAUCUACAUUAUUACUUCAAUCAUUCUAGACAUUAAGACAAAGCAUAGAAAGAUG
Molecule: messenger RNA, 2662 nt
Organism: Erpetoichthys calabaricus (reedfish)
Lineage: Eukaryota; Metazoa; Chordata; Cladistia; Polypteriformes; Polypteridae
Product: gastrula zinc finger protein XlCGF26.1-like
Exons: 2
Coding region: 34-1395 (453 amino acids)
Biological process (GO): regulation of transcription by RNA polymerase II
Molecular function (GO): DNA-binding transcription factor activity, RNA polymerase II-specific; RNA polymerase II cis-regulatory region sequence-specific DNA binding
Source: RefSeq, a predicted model, not a curated record